Messenger RNA from Lolium perenne, 570 nucleotides. NCBI's taxonomy places the organism in Eukaryota, Viridiplantae, Streptophyta, Magnoliopsida, Poales, Poaceae. The record is from RefSeq and is a predicted model, not a curated record.
AUGGCAGUGUUCAACGCCGCCACGGCGGAAGAGGCACGCCGGCACCGGGCGGAGGAGAUUGGUGAGUGGUGGCAUGCAGAGCGGGAGCAGCGGCGCUGCCGUGCGGACGAGAUGAAGAUGCGGUGGCGUGCGGACGAGUUGUACGAGCGGCGGCGCGUGGAGGAGUUGCGGGAGUGGAUGCGGGAGCUCCAUCAACGGCAGCGGCAGGGGGCGCUGGAGCAUCAACUACGGGAGGAGGUGGCGACAGCGGAAGCGGCGGCCUGGUCCGACAACGACGGGCCGGACCCGGAGGAGGCGGUGGCGCAUCAACAGGCGCUCCUUGAGUCGUUCGAGUCGCAGAAGAAGCUGCAGGACGACGCCCGUGCCCGCGAAGAGGAGCAGGUCCGUCGUGUCGUCGAACUCUCCCUCCAACAGGAGCAGCUAGGGAGGGUAGGCGACGAUGCGGCGAACGAGCACCGGCGUCUUCUCGUCACGCUCCGUAGGAGGAGGCGACGCGCGGCGCAGGAGCUGCGGCGGAGGGGAGGCGACGACAGGGCGGGGCCGUCAAACGCACCGCUGGGCGGCCAGUAG